Molecule: messenger RNA, 1560 nt
Organism: Dentiscutata heterogama
Lineage: Eukaryota; Fungi; Glomeromycota; Glomeromycetes; Diversisporales; Gigasporaceae
Source: the annotation of a GenBank genome assembly
AUGGCGAAUAGUUCUUUUUACGCAUCGUUACAUGCUCACAAGAAUAAUAACUAUGAAGAAUUAAAUACAAAUGAAAUGUUAUUCUUUGAUACAUUUCUUAAAACGAUGAAAGAUGAUUAUGAAUAUUGUGGACCACAACUUCAAGCAGCCCUUGAGAAGUUGGCUGAGAGAUACAAUGCAGCAAAAACUAAGUCUAUCCCAGCAUUAAAAUCCUUUCUCUAUAAUGUGAAUCAUAAUUCAGACCCACUUGUACAUGUAAAGAGUGGUGCAAAAAUUCGUGUACAGGUUGAAUCAGUCAAGCGUAGAAAAACCAAGUCAGGUGUUAAUAAGUCUGGUAGUAAAGAAAACUAUAAUCCACACGUUAUUCCAGCAUGCAAAGUUAGGGCAAUUGAUGGUGAUGAAUUAUUGUACGCUUCAAUGAGCAUACAAUAUCCUUUUUUGAAAAUUGAAAUUCUCCCGUCACGAGAUGACCCCCAAACUCUUCGCAUCGGAGAAGUGGAACAACCUAUAGCAAAAGAUUCAAAUCCUCUCUUAGUUCCUGAUGUGGUAUUUCAUGAGAAUCCAAAACAGACCGAAAUACUAAUGCAAAUGCUACAAGAUUAUCAAUUGGGUGAACAUUUGUUGCUUAUUGGAAAUCAAGGUGUAGGAAAAAAUAAAUUGGCCGAUUAUUUUUUACAAUUGCUAAAGUUACCAAGGGAAUAUAUACAGUUACACCGUGACACGACCGUGCAAAGUUUAACUGCUAUACCUUCAAUUAUUAAUGGCGUCUUGCAAUUUGAAGAUUCACCACUAGGCCAUGUAUUAGUUGUGGAUGAAGCAGAUAAGGCUCCUACAUAUGUUACAGCAAUACUUAGAAAUCUUCUUGAAGAUGGUCAGAUGGUUUUAGGGGAUGGACGGAGAAUAGUCUCAUCUCUUACGUCAAAAACUUCUAAAGAAGACUGCAUCGUAAUUCAUAAGAAUUUUAGAAUGAUUGUUUUAGCAAAUAGACCCGGAUUCCCAUUUCUUGGGAAUGAUUUUUAUAGAGAGAUUGGUGAUAUUUUUAGUUGUCACACUGUUGAUAAUUCUGAUCCGGACUCUGAAAUGUUUCUACUACGCAAUUAUGCCCCUUCCGUCUCCAAUGAUCUUUUACUAAAACUCACAGCUGCAUUUAAUGAUCUUAGAAAACUCGUAGAUGAAGGGUUGAUUUCCUAUCCUUAUUCUACAAGAGAGUUGGUGAACAUUGUUAAACACAUGCAACGAUAUCCAAAUGAGGGUGUUUCAUAUAUUUUGCAAAAUAUCCUUGACUUUGAUCAAUAUGAUAAGGUUUCUAAAGAUCUUUUGAUAGCAGUUUUUCAGAAGCAUGGAUUUCCAAUUGGAUUAGAGUCUGAUUAUACAAUUAGGUUGGGAAAGAAAGUUCCAUUGAUUGGACCAAUAAUCACUGAAGUCUGGACAAAAUCAAAUUUAGAAAGAAAUAUAUGUGAAGUGAGGAAAUUUACAAUGAAAUUUAGAGGCUUGUGGAAACUUCAUAUGAGCGAAGCUAAAGAAUUGGACCGAGCUGAAGGCAAGUUACUAAAUUUAUGA